AUGUCGACCACCGUUGGCGCCUUCAUCGCCGGCGGCAUCGCGGCUUGCGGCGCCGUUACCGCGACACAUCCUUUUGAAACCGUCAAAAUCCGGUUUCCUUCUCUCAGAAUGCAGUUGCAAGGCGAGCUUCAGAAUAAGGGCCACCAGCCUCACCACUACAGAGGACCGAUCCACGGCGUGAGCGUCAUUGUGCGCAACGAGGGAGUUCGCAAUAUCUACCGCGGUAUCGGUGCCGCCUAUAUUUACCAGAUUCUCCUUAACGGCUGUCGUUUGGGCUUCUAUGACCCCAUGCGCAAUGCGCUUGCGAAGUUCUUUUUCAAGGACGGGAACGCCCAAAACCUGGGCAUUAACAUGUUCUGCGGUGCGGCUUCAGGAGUUAUCGGCGCCGCGGCUGGCAGCCCAUUCUUCCUCGUGAAGACACGCCUUCAAAGCUUCUCGACAUUUCGGCCGGUCGGUACUCAGCACCAUUACACAGGCGCAUGGCAUGGUUUUAAGUCUAUCUAUGGGGCUGAAGGCAUUGGUGGUCUCUACCGUGGUGUACAAGCUGCUAUGAUCCGAACUGCCUUCGGUAGCUCAGUCCAACUUCCCACAUACUUCUUCGCGAAGCGUCGUCUAGUUCGCCAUCUCGGUAUGGAGGAGGGCCCCGGUCUGCAUCUGGCUUCCAGCGCUAUAAGUGGGUUUGUCGUCUGUUGUGUGAUGCAUCCUCCUGAUACGGUCAUGUCCCGUAUGUACAACCAAAACGGUAACCUCUACACCAGUGCUGCCGACUGUCUCGCAAAAACCAUUCGUUCCGAGGGUAUUUUAGCUUUAUAUAAGGGAUUUUUCCCCCAUCUCGCCCGAAUCCUACCGCACACCAUCCUUACUCUCAGCUUAGCCGAGCAGACUAACAAGCUCGUGCGUAAGAUCGAAGGUCGUAUCCUCCCUGGCAGACUGGACAUGGCAACUUGA
Messenger RNA from Fusarium coffeatum, 948 nucleotides. RefSeq lists its product as uncharacterized. The coding region runs from base 1 to 948 and encodes 315 amino acids. The transcript has 4 exons. Lineage: Eukaryota; Fungi; Ascomycota; Sordariomycetes; Hypocreales; Nectriaceae. The record is from RefSeq and is a predicted model, not a curated record.